Lycium ferocissimum is the source of this 3036-nucleotide messenger RNA. RefSeq lists its product as uncharacterized. The transcript is spliced from 7 exons. The coding region runs from base 126 to 2747 and encodes 873 amino acids. Gene Ontology annotation, cellular component: SCF ubiquitin ligase complex. Gene Ontology annotation, biological process: SCF-dependent proteasomal ubiquitin-dependent protein catabolic process. Lineage: Eukaryota; Viridiplantae; Streptophyta; Magnoliopsida; Solanales; Solanaceae. The record is from RefSeq and is a predicted model, not a curated record.
UACCGCCGCGGAAAAUUCCUUUCACACUGUCACACUAUACUUUACCCUCAUUUCCCGAUUUCACCCUUCUCCGUCAUUUCACUAAGUUCCCCAAAUACCACUCGCCCUCACUGGAUUAAGAGAUAAUGACAAUUAUGAGGUCUCGCGAGGUCGCUCCGGCAACCAAGCCUAAAAUCUCUUCAAAAACCUUAGAAAAUGGUGUAUUGGAACCGGCAACUCCAUCGAAAUCUCUUGAGACUUCAGUCCAGCCUUUAUGUGACGUGACUCCGGCUUCUCCUACUUCGGCUAGUCCUGAUAUUCCUCGUGUUGCUAGAAGGAGGAGUUUGAGAUUGGCUUCUAAAACCGGUUUGAGUGAAGUUGGCGAAAAUUUGAAUCAUAAAGGAAAGAGUAAGGAUUUUGAAAUUGAUAAUGGGAAGAGUUUGAAAAAUGCUUUUGGUGUAGAAAGCUCGGCUUUGGAUGAAGAUAAGGGUUUAGAGGUGUUACAUAGUGAAGAAGUUGAAGAAAUAAGUCAGAAUGAAUCUGAUGAUAUAGGAAAUUUAGUUGAAUAUGUUAAAGAGGGGAAAGGGGAGAAAAGGGCGAGUAUGGAAGUGCAGGUAGAAGGGGACACUAAGUUUUUGAGUUUGCGGUCUGGCAAGAAAAUCUCGAAGGGAGCAGUUGAAGAAAGCAGUGGUGGCUCCGUUGGCAAGAUUGGAAAUGUUCAGAAUGGUUGUGAUGAGAAGUUGUCUCAAGGAAAGCUACGUGAAGGAAUGUCAAACAGUUGCGUUUCAGUUGAGCCUUCUAGUGUUAAGAGGAGGAGGUUCAGUAGAGAAGAGAAAUGUAAAGGCACAGUUUCUGAACAGGGUUUGUCAGUGAUUCAUUCGGUGAAAUUGGAAUCAGAGGUAGCAUUCGAGAUGCCAAUUGAGCAGACAGUACCUCAGUCUGCUUGUUUGUCAGAAGCCGUAGAUCUGGCUGUUCAGGGUGAUGGGCAAGGUGCCAUUUUGAAAAAUGGUCCUUCAAAGACAAGAAGGAAGCUUAGCAGAGAGGAAAAAGGAAAAAAGGUGAUGGGGGUCGAUGAUUUGCGUCAUGGUAUUGAUACAUUGGAAGUAAAAUCCGAGCAUGGGGCAGAGGUACUUGUCGAUGAUAUCGUUUCAGGAGCUAUAAAUUUAUCAGAGAAUAGGACAAUUCAGGAUGGAACUCAAGUUGCAGAUACCGAUGGCAGUCUAACUGCUACAAGAACAGUUCAUAGAGACAGGUUUAGGGAUAUUGCUAGACGAAAUGCUUCCAGGUUUGCUCAUUUCUCUUCCCAAGAGGAACAGGAGAUCAAUGUCGCUGAUGAGGCUUCUGAGGAAAUUCCACAGGAGGUAGUUGUCACUGAAGAAAUAGAAGACUGGCCCGGUCCAUUUUCAACUGCUAUGAAGAUUAUUAGAGAUCGUGAAACAAACAACAAGCAUCAGCAGCAGAGUAAAUCUGAGAAAAGUAAGAUUGAAGUGGUAUGGGUUCCCAAAAAGGACCAGCAGUGCCAAUCUACAAAGCUGGUGGUUCCCUCACUACAAGACCUAUGCAUGGGCAUUUUAGUGAAGAAUGCAGAUGCAAUCACUUCACUUGAUUGUGUACCUGAUGCACUCAGGCACAGGAUUUGCCAGUCACUGUGCGACUCUCGGAAAAUGACGUAUCAAUUUUUUGAACUUCUUAUCCGUGGAUCUCCUACAGAGAUACGCAUAAGGGAUUGUUCAUGGUUGAACGAGGAGAAGUUCACACAGAGCUUUGAAGGAUGCGACACCAGCAACUUGGUGGUGCUUCAACUGGAUCAGUGUGGUCGCUGUAUGCCAGAUUAUAUCCUAUUGGCUACAUUAGCUCGUUGUCCAAACAAUCUUCCUGCAUUGACGACUUUAUCCUUGAAAGGUGCAUGUCGUCUUUCGGAUACCGGGCUUACGGCGAUCAUCUCUGCAGCACCUAAUUUAAGGUCAAUGAAUCUCAGCCAAUGCUCUUUGCUGACAUGUGAUGGGAUUAGCUGUUUAUCUAAUUCAUUGGGAUCAGUUCUGAGAGAGUUAUAUCUAGACGAUUGCGAAGCAAUAGAUCCCAUGCUUAUUCUUCCAGCAUUACUAAAGCUAGAACAUCUGGAAGUUCUAUCACUAGCUGGAAUCCAGACUGUAUGUGAUGCUUUUAUUAAAGAAUUUGUCACUCAUCGAGGUCAGAGUCUGAGAGAGAUUGUUCUGAAGGGAUGCAUGGAAUUGACUGACUGUUCUCUGAAAGAGAUUUCACAAAACUGUCCUGGAUUACGCGCUAUAGACCUGAGUGACUUGCGUAAAUUGACAGACUCUGCAAUUGGACAUCUUGCCACUGGUUGUAGAGCAGUUGACAAGCUAAAACUAUAUCGCAAUGCAUUCAGUGAUGAAGCUGUUGCUGCUUAUGUGGAAACUAGUGGCGAGUCUUUGAAGGAACUGUCUCUCAAUUGUGUCAGUAAGGUUUCACACAACACUGCAAUCUCUCUAGCCAAAUGCUCAAAAAAUCUGAUUAGUCUGGAUUUGUCUUGGUGCCGCAACUUGACAAAUGAUGCCCUGGGAUUGAUUGUUGAUAACUGCUUGUCAUUGGAAGUACUAAAAUUAUUUGGCUGUACUCAGAUUACUAGUGUUUUCCUGGACGGGCACUCAAAUCCCCAAGUUCAGAUCAUUGGAUUGCAAUUUACUCCAAUACUACAGCACAUUGAGGCACUCGAUUCUUUGCAGCAGGGGCCGCUACGAUAUUCAGCAGUACCAUCUUUAUUCUGAUGAUUUUAUUUAAAGUAUUAAAAAUGGGACUUAAUAUCCUCUGAAUGUGAGAGGUCAUAACCUCACCCCUCACUUCCUUUUGAAACUAGAUAGGCUGUUUUGUGGUUAUGUGAUGUCAAAUGGCAACUUCCCAUGCUCAUGUUGAGCUUUUGCCUAUAUCUAAAGGACUGGACAUGUUUCUAUCGGGGAUGUUUUUUGAUCCUAGCAAAAAAAAAUUGUUUAUUGCUCUGUAAUUUAGCAAAUUUUGUAUUGGUUUGUGAACUAUCUAUCAUGUUCUCGUUUUCGGGUG